AUGUUUGUUAUUUUUGAAAUCGAAAGAACAAAAGUUAAAAUUUUCAAAAUUUUUUUUUUAAAAUGUAAAAAUAAUUAUUUAUUAAGCAAUAAAUUUCAAAUUUUGCCCAUGCGCCUCCCAGUGACAUAUUCCUACCGAAAUCAAAUCCUCGCGCAUAACGAACCGAAUUAA
Molecule: messenger RNA, 171 nt
Organism: Vairimorpha ceranae
Lineage: Eukaryota; Fungi; Microsporidia; Nosematidae
Exons: 1
Coding region: 1-171 (56 amino acids)
Source: RefSeq, a predicted model, not a curated record